AUGCGGAAGGUCAGCCUCUCAAUCCUAGCGACGCCGUUGCUGCCCCUACUCUGCGUCCUCUACAUCAUUCUGCCUACCUCACACUUGGCUCGGGCCAUGCGCUGUCCGGCCUCCAAAUUUACAACAAACUGCAUUUCGCACUUCCUGUUUCUUAUCCUGCUAUCGGCUGCGACGUUUCGUCUGGAGGAGCGGUAUGAUAUACACGAGGCAGACAAUCCGGACGAGCUCUCCGUACGGUCCUGGUUGGAUCUGCAUUUUCGGCCCUCCAAAGCCAUCAUCACGCAUGUACAGAUAUGCAUUGUCCUGUGGAUUGCUGGUUAG
Messenger RNA from Dibothriocephalus latus, 321 nucleotides. The record is from the annotation of a GenBank genome assembly. Lineage: Eukaryota; Metazoa; Platyhelminthes; Cestoda; Diphyllobothriidea; Diphyllobothriidae.